UGGAAUUUGAGGGUGCCGAAGAUAUUCCCCAUAAUUUCCAGCCAUCGUCUUUGGUGGUGUCGCCUUCGGAGGAGAAUCUGCCUGAACCAACCAGUUGUAAGCAGGCAGCAUUUUCAGCAUAUGCACAUCCGAGUUGGAGACCGGGCUGAACUCAGCAGAGCCUUCACACAAAGGGAUGUGGUUGCCUUCUCAGAACUAACAGGGGAUGUUAAUCCUUUGCAUUUAAAUGAAGACUUUGAAGAGCACACCAAAUUUGGAAAGACAAUUGUGCAUGGAGUUUUGAUCAAUGGACUUAUUUCAGCUCUCCUGGGUGCUAAAAUGCCAGGCCCAGGCUGUGUAUUUAUUUCCCAGGAAAUUCACUUUCCAGCCCCUUUAUAUGUUGGAGACGUUGUUGUAGCUUCUGCAGAAGUGCAAAGGCUGAAGCGGUUCAUUGCGGUUAUUGCUGUGUCAUGCUUUGUAAGAGAAAGUGAAAAGACUGUUAUGGAAGGCUGCGUUAAAGUUAUGGUCCCAGAAGCUUCCAAGCCCUGAAAUAUGUGUUUAAAGAUGCAAGUUCAGGCAUCAGUGUUACUGUUACUGAAGAGCCUCUGAGGAAAAUGGAUUGCUGCUCUUCAACAAGGAGUGGCCAGCAGACCCAGCAGCCCACAGUGGGGGAGGCAGCAGGUAGCCAGGGGUUCACUUGUCCACUUUCUAAUUUGGCCUUAUGUUUCAUACAGAUGAGUCUAUUUAUCAUCUAAGUUUGUAAAUUUGAAAAAAUAUGGGGAAACUUAUCAUUUAGCUCAAGUUUCUAAUUUUAGGAUUUCAAACCAAGUUAAAUUUGCAUUUGGAUAACACAAACUUACCUAUAUCUGCAUAGAAUAAAUUUCUCAGUGAAUUUAUAGCUAGGUAGCAUUUAAUUUUUGACAGCAAUUAGAAUAG
Molecule: messenger RNA, 915 nt
Organism: Myotis daubentonii (Daubenton's bat)
Lineage: Eukaryota; Metazoa; Chordata; Mammalia; Chiroptera; Vespertilionidae
Product: hydroxyacyl-thioester dehydratase type 2, mitochondrial-like
Biological process (GO): fatty acid biosynthetic process
Cellular component (GO): mitochondrion
Molecular function (GO): (3R)-hydroxyacyl-[acyl-carrier-protein] dehydratase activity
Source: RefSeq, a predicted model, not a curated record